This is a messenger RNA of Falco peregrinus (peregrine falcon), 4111 nucleotides long. RefSeq names its product acetyl-coenzyme A synthetase 2-like, mitochondrial. The record is from RefSeq and is a predicted model, not a curated record. Gene Ontology annotation, biological process: acetyl-CoA biosynthetic process. Gene Ontology annotation, cellular component: mitochondrion. NCBI's taxonomy places the organism in Eukaryota, Metazoa, Chordata, Aves, Falconiformes, Falconidae. Gene Ontology annotation, molecular function: acetyl-CoA synthetase activity.
CCAUCUCCACCCCCCAGGCAUGGAGAACGACGGGGCUUGGGUGCUGUUCUCCCUUUGUGGUGAAAGACAACUGCUUGUUGCUGGGGCAGAAGUUGGGCAUCAUGGCAUACAUCAGAGAAUGAGGCAUUUCAGCAUCCAGAACAGCCUGGUGCUGCGGGUCGCUGUAGAGGAAUUAUAGAGGAAAGGCAGCAGGUUAAUUAACAUUGAUACUAUACAGCUCUGGGCUUGCUUCAGCGGCGGUGGGUUAGCUGACAUGGAUAAUGUGCAGCUGUGGCUGGUUCCUGCUAAGUAGUUAAAUAGCUCUACGGGGUAUAGAAGAGAAGGACCAUAUGAGGAGAAACAUUGGAUGAAAAAGAGACCUGGAAGAAGCAGAGGGAGGGGAGAGAGUGUGCUCUGGAUGUAGGAGAGGCCCCAGGAGAAGCAGGAAAAAGCAGGGGGCCUGGAUGAGAAGAGAUGAGACUGGCUGGAAGAAGAGCCCGGAGAAGAAAGAAUCUGGAUGCAGCGGAGGCAAGAAGCAGGGUGGACUGACCUGAUGAGGAUGGAGAAAGAGCACAAACAGUAGAUGAACUUUUGAAACCUUGUGGGGGAUUGGUGGCUGUGCAGGGGCAAGGUACAGGAACUACUCAUUGAAUUUAACCUGGUAUGUGACGGUAAAAGCCUUGAUGCAGCCGGCUAGUUUUGAUAGUGCUGCAGCAGGUCACCCCUUAUAUAAAUAUAUGUAUAUAUAUAUAAGCAAUAGGAUGAGGAAACGGUCCCAAGUUGUCUCAGGGGAGAUUUAGAUUGAAUAUUAGGAAAAAUUGUUUCACUGAAAGGGUAGUCAGCAUUGGAACAGGCUGCCCAGGGAGGUGGUGGAGUCACCAUCCCUGGAAGUGUUUAAAAACCACGUAGAUGUGAUGGCUCAGUGGUGGACUUGUCAGUCUUGGGUCAAUAGUUGGGACUUGAUGAUCUUAAAGGUCCUUCCCGACCUAAAUGAUUCUAUGGUAUCACACACUCUGGUGUUAGAGCCAGGCAGAUCUCUGGGCACACUCAGCCUCUCUGCCAGCACUCAGCAGAGUGGACGUGGCAGCCAGAUGCUGCAAGUGCAGGGGAGCUGGUUGAGAAGGAAGGGUGCCAAUGGGGGUUUCCAGCAAGGCAAGCUCUGAUGUGAAAGCAGCAGGAGCCCAUACUGAGUUUUCAGGGAAGGAGGUGAGAUUUGCCCACCCUGCUAAGGGCAUCUGGGGAUGGUCUGAUGGAAAAACCUGAUGUUUUACAGAGGAAAAAGCAGCUGAGGCAGAGCAGAUGUGCCUAGGAAAUGAAACACUUUGCUUGUAGAAGGAUGAGGCUGCUGGGGCUUGACCUUGUGGAGGGGCUGUAAGCCCUCAGGACUGCAUUUCCCUGGGGGACAGAGCCCUCGUAGGCCCUCACUUAGCUCUGGGGGCAGCUCUGAUACAAACCAGUGGGCUGGCUGAGAGCUCUUGUCAUCAGAUAGGCACUAUCUCCCAUACCAGUGCCCAGCCUGUUCACCAAACACACCACCCCGCAGACCCUGAGUGGUGUUGCACCAUGAAGAGCAAAGAGAUCUACAAACCCUCUCAUCUCUGCUGUUGAUCCCAUGGCUGUACCUGGCUGAGAACAGCCCUGCUUGCAGGGAGAGCCUUUUUCUACUCUUGUGCCCCCUAGGAAGGGAGGGGAACCUCGGCGAUAAAAUUAAGGAAACCUCCAAGCUCUGCCUUAAAAAAACCUCUACCGAUAUAGAGCCUGGAGGAAAGGAAGGCAGAAGAAAAGCUGUGUAGAGGCAAGGAGGCAGCUUAGCUCUGCUGCACUGGGUGGUUGUGGGAGGCCUCAGCAUGAGGAGAUGGGGUGCAGUGUUUCAUGCCAACCAACCACCACCUGCUCCACCAUGGCCUCAAUGAGCGCUCCCAGUACAUCCUGUGGUACAGCUGGUCUGAAGUGUUUGGCAGGAGGCAGAGACCCCAGACCAGCUUGCUGGAGGCAACAGCUCUGGUAGCUGCCCAGCAGUGGGAUGGGAUGCAAUAUCCUCCUCCUGCAGCAGCCAGCCACAGGAGGAAGUCCUUCCCUGGCCCACUGGAGACAGCACAACCUAGUGCUCUGCAGGGAAUGGGCCUUAAUUCUGGGAAGGAGAUGAUGCCUCACCCAAGGCUAGCAUGGAGGGGACCCUAACUUCUACAAGUGAGCUGCCCCAGGCUGCCUUCAUGGCAAGGGGAGGACUGGGGGGCUGCGGCAGGGAGGCUGCGGGGCACGAGGGGAUGGGGAUGAGCAGAGGGAGGUGUAAGGGAAGCAAGUGGGGCAAAGCAGAGGGGUCUGGGGACGCAGCACAGCCCCAGGAGAAUGGGAGUGGGACCAGGCUGGUAAAGCCUGGCCCAGGCACCUGGCUCCCUGUGAGGAGCCCAGGCACCUGCCGAACCUGGCUCUGGUUCAAGAGCAGCUGUCAGGACUCAGAUUAGCAUGAAGGUUAUUUUCAGUUAAAUGUUUCUACAGCCCACCCCUUUCCCCUCUCUUCAAGGGAUUGAAUUUCUUUUUCCCCUGUAGUGCUUUGGAAGAGAGGAGGAGAGGAACAAGGCAGAGGAGAAGGGGUGCCCGGGCUUCUCACAUGGGAUACAUGCUUUGUGUCUGGUCAGCCCAGGGUGACAUAGCCCCUGUCCCCACAGGGGCUCAUCUUGCCAGAGCUGGGUGUUCCAGGUGGCUGCGAGGGCCUCAGGCACCCAUCUCCCUGGUGAGAGGCAGGCACACUGUGAGCAUGGCCAGGCUGCUGGCCAGGGCUUGCUGCCCCAAAGCUUUUCCUCAGGCUCCCAGAUGUCCCCUUAGGUCAGCAGCUGCCUGAGCCUGGAGCCACGGGUCUCUCACCGCCCACAUGCUCCCUGUACCCAAGGACCACCAAGGCUUGUGCAAGGUGUCAGUGGAGCAGGGGGAUGCCUUCUUGGGAGUGUUAGGUAGGAGCCGGCUCACAUGGAUCAUCCCCUUCCACUCUGUCCAGCACUGCGACCUGCACCAGGGCAGGGUCUCCUGGUUCCUGGGCAGGCAGCUGAAAGUAGCAGUGAAUUGUCUGGCCCGACAUGUCCACGUAGCCCCAGAUAAAGUGGCCUUAAUCUGGGAGAAGGAUGAACCGGGAGAGGAGGUGCGGGUCACGUACAGGGAACUGCUGGAGAUGAUGUGCUGCCUGGGAAACACUUUGAAACUGCAAGGGGUGAAACUGGGUGAAAUCUACAUGCCCCCAUGCCCGCUGGCAGUGGCUAGCAUCGGGGCUGUGCAUGCUGUGGUGUUCACCGCGUUCAGUGCAGAAUCCCUGGCAAACAGGAUCUGGGAUGCCCGGUCAGAGACAGUGAUCACAGUGAACCAGGGGCUGAGAGGUGGCAACGUUAUUGAGCUAAAGACGACAGUGGACCAGGCUGUGAAGCAGUGCCCAGGAGUGAAAUGGGUUCUGGUUUCCAUGAAGACCGACAGCAAGGUUCCCAUGACAGCCUUGGAUGAGCUGCUGGAGGAGGUGAGAGGCUACCUGGAGCUACUGUCUCUUCCCCUGAGCAACGUGUCCACUCUGGGAGCAGGGACAGGGAUUGGAGAGCUGGUCCUGGCUGCCAAGACAGUUCUGCUGGUGUUGACACAAUGUGGGUACAUUAAUCGCCACGUGGCAGUGGCAGACUCUGCUGUCAUCGGCUACCCACAUGAGAUUAAGGGAGAAGGUAAGAUGAGCCUAUGUGUUGUGCUGAAGGACAGUGGCUACACGCAGGAGACUCUUGAUGCUGAGCUACAGGAGUUGAUCUCUAAGAUCGCCAAGUAUGUAGCUCCGGAGGAUGUUCAGGUCACACACUGGCUGCCCAAGACUCGCUCAGGGAAGACUAUGCGUCGGAUGCUAAGGAAAAUUGUGGAAGGCAAAGCCAGUGAGCUUGGGGAUUUAACCACGCUGGAAAACCAUGACACUGGGCAGCAGAUCAGAGGGGCAAGAAAAGCCGCUAGCUUGGCUCUGCCAGCUACCACCUCUGGCUCCUCCACUGCAGAAGCAGAGCCAUGUCCAGAAAUGUCACUAAGCAACUGGCGGUCAGUAAGCGCUGGGAGGCUGCACUUCCACUGCAGUCUUAGGAACUUUCUGCAAUACAGAGACCCUCAAAAGCUCUGA